AAAAACUAAGACGCUGAAUGGCUCUCCUGCUUGUCAGUCAGGCUCAAGGUUGGUUGUACGCCAGUGAUUGUUGAUGUCCUGUCAAAAGUCAGCGAUCCUCCGAGUCUAAUCACCGAUAGCAGUACAAGAAAAUGAUUUAAUGCAAAGAUCAUCAUGGACUUCUUCGGACGUAUCGUGGCUACAGUGAGCAACGUGUCAAACCUUUUCUCCAAUCCCUACCGUGUGAGGGAUGUACAGUUAUCGGAGUACAAUGGGAAAGUUCUGUUGAAACAGGAGGGAAGGCUGGUCCUAUACAAGAACCAACAGGGCCAGUCAUGGGACUGCCUGCUACUCUGUCCCGAGUCAAAAUCUGUGGCACUAAGGAUGUUCCAGGUAUCUGCCGAGGAUAGUGCUAUGAAUUGGUUUCCUCAGUAUGCACUCAAACUCCGCCCCUUUUACGAGAUGCUCCGCCCACCACUGAAACCUGAGAUGCUUCAGCCAAUCGUCGACUGUAUUCGCAAUCACCCGGACUGGAGCUCCGCCCACAUCGCCGUGGAUACCGGACUGCGAGACUGCUUAAAACACAAUUAUGUUUUGAGUCAAAUGAACUCACGUGACGCUCAGGGUCAAACCCCGCUACACCUGGCAUGUGAGAGGGGAGAUGUGGCCUGCGUACGCGAGUUGAUAGAGGAAUGCCAGGCUCGCACGGACGUCAAAGACAAGAACGGAGAGACGCCCAUGCACUGCGCCGCUAAACAAGACUCCUCUGUUGUUGUAGAGGUUUUGUGCUCUCAGCUCUGUGCCGGUGUUAAUGAACUGAAUGCUGCCGGAGAAACGCCGCUCCACAUUGCUUGCCGCCUCGGCAGGGUUGGGGCGGUCAAAGGCCUGCUAGGGGGCGGAGCCCGCUGUGACAUCAUUGGGAGUAAGGGCUAUCCAAUCCACAGUGCCAUGAAGUGUAGCGAGAAAAGCUGCGUCGAAGCAAUUUUAUCCGUUAGCCCGAAUCAAGUUCUGGCCGAGGAUCCUGUUUAUGGUGGGACGCCUCUACAUUGGGCCAAAACUGCCGAGAUGAGUCGUCUACUGCUGGACCGAGGGUGUAAUGUUAACUACCUGAGCAAGACUGGAGAGAGUCCAUUACACAUCCUGACCAAGAGGGGGCGCUUUGAGGCUGCAAUGACACUGCUUACCCACGGAGCCGACCCCAACAUUAAAGGCCAGGAUGGAAAUACAGCCCUUCACCUUGCUAUGAAGUUGGAUCACAUGGACCUGAUCAAAGCUCUCAUGGUGUUUGGAGCAGACGUCGAGGUUUACAAUGAUCUUGGAGAGACACCGGGACUCAUCGCGGCCCGCACCAGCAAGGGGCCCAACCGCAAGGUGCUCUUGAACAUGCUGUGUAGUGUAGGGGUUGAACGGUGUCACCCCCCCUCCCGCGACACCCCUCCCCCAAGAGUCAGCAAAGCUCCGCCUCCUGCUAUAGGGUUUGAUGACAUCGUGCAUGUGGCGGCAGCUGUUGCUGCCAUGAGCAGGGGAUAUGCAGAGGUAGAUGGGCCCGAAAGAGGAUGCAAGAAAAUGGAGAGAUUGCUGUGCCUUGAUGGUGGAGGAAUAAAGGGUCUGGUUCUGAUCCAGUUGUUGAUCGCUCUGGAGAAAGGGUCAGGUCGGCCCAUUAGGGAACUCUUUGACUGGGUUUCUGGAACCAGCACUGGGGGCAUUUUGGCCUUAGCUAUUGUACACGGUAAAUCGAUGGAGUAUCUGCGCUGUUUGUACUUCAGAAUGAAGGAAGAGGUGUUUAAAGGCCCCCGGCCGUAUGAGUCUGGCCCACUGGAAGAUUUUCUCAAGAAAGAGUUUGGAGAGAAUACCAAGAUGGCGGACGUCACACACCCCAAGGUGAUGGUGACUAGCGUACUUGCAGACAGGCAUCCAGGAGAACUGCAUCUGUUUAGGAAUUACGACCCACCUGUCCUGCAAAGAAACCCUCCAUACACGUCUACGGCCACGUUUAAACCCCUAACUGUACCAGAAGGGUGGGAGGAUGAAGAUGUUUUGGUAGUAGGAUUUUCUCGACCUCCCAGAAAGCGUAGGAAGGUGACAGACGAAGAACAAUUAGUUUGGCGUGCCGCCCGCUCCAGCGGAGCCGCUCCUACGUAUUUUCGGCCAAUGGGGCGCUUUCUGGAUGGGGGUCUGCUGGCCAAUAACCCCACGCUAGAUGCCAUGACAGAAAUACAUCAGUACAACAAAGCCCUAAAGGCACAGGGCCGUGAGAUGGAGGUUUGCAGGUUAGGUGUGGUGGUCUCAUUGGGUACCGGUAAACCACCACAGGUGGCUGUGACCUCGGUGGACGUUUUCAGGCCUUCGAACCCUCUGGAGCUCGCCAAGACCUUCUUUGGAGUCAAAGAACUGGGCAAGAUGCUUGUGGACUGUUGCACAGACUCAGAUGGCUGUGCGGUGGACCGAGCGAGCGCCUGGUGUGAGAUGGCCGAUAUAAACUAUCACAGGUUGAGUCCUCAGCUGUCUCAAGAGGUGAUGUUGGAUGAGGUCAGUGACUCUGUGCUGGUUGACAUGCUGUGGGAGACUCAGAUGUACCUGUAUGAGCACAGAGACGUUAUACAAACCAUCUGCCACCAGCUGCUGCAGCUCUGACACCACAAACUCUUACAGAUUAUUACAAGCUUAAUAUGCAAAAGAAGUUAUGCACUUGUUUACAUUGGUGUAUAUAACAUAUGAAGAUAUAUUUGUGUGAUACACAAGUUGGGCUGAGGUCAAAAUAACAUACAUGAAGUAUAUGACUAUAAAGUAUAUGAAGAAGGGUGUUGUGAAGUGCUUUACCGAUUUUUAUGGAUGCUACUAUGCUCAGUAUUUCUGUAUGUGUCAUUUUAAAGGAAUGGCAAACUUGUAGCUUUCUCUAAAAAAUUUUUUAUCUAAAUGCAUUUAUUUAACUAUUUAACUAUCUAACAUUAAUGGGGGGAUGUUUUUCAAUCUAUCAUGUAUUGGAUUUGUAUACUUGAAUUUGUGUACUUCUCAGUCUGUGAUACAUAGAAAUUGUAAUUAAAGAUGAUACUGACGUUUCUUUUAACAAUGAAGAAGAUCACGCACUCAGUACCUCCUGCAUUCCUCCUUAGCCUUGUUUUGAAUUCAUUAUUUUGGGGUUUUGUUGCUUUUUGUCUACCAACGGUUUUGUCAUCAUGAGUAACUUAUACUUGACACUGGAAGCAAAUCUGUUGUUUGGAGAUCAAACUGACAUUUUACCAUAACCUGCUGCUGUGUAUGGGGAGCCAAUUCUGCCAUAUUCAUAAAUAAAAAAAUAUACAAGGAAAUGUAAAAAAACAAAAAUACAGAAAUAAAUAAAGAA
Messenger RNA from Misgurnus anguillicaudatus (oriental weatherfish), 3322 nucleotides. It is a transcript of the gene pla2g6, whose product is annotated as phospholipase A2, group VI (cytosolic, calcium-independent). Lineage: Eukaryota; Metazoa; Chordata; Actinopteri; Cypriniformes; Cobitidae. The record is from RefSeq and is a predicted model, not a curated record. Gene Ontology annotation, biological process: cardiolipin acyl-chain remodeling; positive regulation of ceramide biosynthetic process. Gene Ontology annotation, molecular function: long-chain fatty acyl-CoA hydrolase activity; protein binding. Gene Ontology annotation, cellular component: mitochondrion.